Molecule: messenger RNA, 3321 nt
Organism: Lonchura striata (white-rumped munia)
Lineage: Eukaryota; Metazoa; Chordata; Aves; Passeriformes; Estrildidae
Gene: MAP9
Product: microtubule associated protein 9
Biological process (GO): mitotic spindle assembly; mitotic cytokinesis; regulation of mitotic cytokinesis
Cellular component (GO): astral microtubule
Molecular function (GO): microtubule binding
Source: RefSeq, a predicted model, not a curated record
GGCGGCGUGCGGCGAUCCCGACUACGGAAGGCGAUCGCCGGCGCGGCCGUUGCCGGGCGACCGGGCGGGACCGGCCCGCGGCUCUUCCCGGGGCUGCUUCCCGGGGCUCUCCGCCGGGAAUUUCCCCCGGGGCUGCUUCCCGGGGCUCUCUGCCGGGGCUUUCCCCCGGGGCUCUCCGCCGGGGCUUUCCCCCGAGGCUGUUUGCCAGCGCUCUCGGAGGGCUGGGCGGCAGCGAGACCCGUCCGCCAUGGCGGGCGGCCGCGGGCUGCAGUUAUUUGUGAAGCCAUUUCAGGGUGAGCUACAGGAAGCAAUUUCUGAUUAUGUAAGAAGCAAGGAAAAGGAUGAAUAUUCAGACGACUUUGAAAGUGAUGAAGAUGGCAUGUUAAAUGAUGUUGGGAAAGAACUCGCUGAAAGUAAUUCAGGUUCUACAAGCACUGAGAGAUCUGUUGCUGGGAGUCCUCUCUUGAAUGAUGAUGCUUUACAAAAAGCAGUAGAUUUGGAAAAUGAAGCUGCUGAUGACUUGAAUUUAUCCUUUCAUGAAAAGAAGCUUCAGCAAAUAAUGGGUGUAGAAGGUGAGCGCAUACAGAAUGACAGAAACGAUGGCGAAGAAGGAUGUUUGGAAGGUCAAAAUGAGGAUAAUGACAGAAAAAAUAAUGAAGAAGUACUGUGUGAUAAUAGUGAAAGUGAUGACUUGCCUAUUAACGAACUACAUGAAAAAAGAAAUCAAGAGGAAAACCAACCAAAAGCAAAGCCUCAGAUGCACAAAAAAGGAAAUGCUUCAGCAUCAGAUCAAGAUCAGAAGACUGUCAGCACCAGUGACUUGAAGCUGGAGGACAAUGGUAGGAAAUCCCCUUGUGUUGACAGUUCAGAUGGAAUGAUGAAAAUAACAGAAGAGCAAACAAUUGAUACAAUGCAGGAGGUGUCAGUGAAUGAUCAAUCUGAGCAUGGGGAGGCAAAAAACACAUCCAAGAACUCUGUCAAGAAACUAAGUGAAACAAAGGAGAAAGUUCCACAAAACCUAAAGGCUUCUUUAUCUGACGGGUCUACAACUUUUGUGCAUUUAAAGAGAAAGGGGAAAGCUGUUCCAUCAACUUCACCCGUUUCAUCUCAGUAUCUGGGAUCGUUAAAGGUGUUGGAUGAUAAAUGCAUGCAGAAGAAAAGUCCAGAAUUCAACAAAAUAGAUAAUUUAAGGGCAGCUGUUUUUCAGAACUGGUUGGAGAAGAAAAAGCUCCUUCUACUGGAAUUAAAGAGAAGUGAAAAGGAAAAAGCUGAAAUUCUAAGGAGCAAUACCGAAAAGAAAGAAGCACUUAAAAGAGAAGAAUCAAUUGCAUGUUAUGAAGCCUGGAAAAAAAAGAAAGAGAAAGAAGCAAAGAAGUUAAUAGAAAAAAAAAAGCGUGAGGAACUUGAGGAAAAGAAACCAGCAGAACAGAAUAAGGAAAAAACAGAAGCAGCACAAGCGGCAUUCAAAAAAUGGGAAGAAAGAAAAGUGCAAUAUUUAAGAGAGCAAAGCAGGAAAGAAAAACAGUCUGAAAGAAUGAAGAAGAAGAUAGAAGAGGACCUAGUUGCAGAGAAGAGGAGAGUCAGUAUAUCAGCAGUUGAAAAAUGGAAUGAAAAGAAGGAAGAAUAUAUAAAAAAGAAGAAAGUAGAAAAAUUCCAAGAGAAAAGAAAGCAAGAAAUACAACAGGCAAAAAAGGAAGAAAAAAGUGUAAAGGCUAUGGAGGAAUAUGAAAGAUGGCUGGAAAAUAAAAUGAGGAGAGAACAGCUUGAGAAGAGCCAAAAGAAGUUGCAGGCUGUCCAUGGGAAUGAGAUGAGUCCUCCCUGGAGACCACCUGGCAAAGUCACAUAUUUUUGUAAUUUCUAAGCAAUUUAUUGCUUUCCCAAAGAACAGAUAGUUUACAAAGUUCUGUCAAUAGCCAGGAGCUCUUGUGUUAUCAGAUGAUAUUCACUGAAUCCAUUAUAGGUGUUAAAUUAUUUCUUUUUAGUUUAUUUGAUAUCUGCAGUUUAAAUAAAACUGUCACACAUUUGCAUUGCUUUAGAAAAUGUAAUAAUUUUUCUAAUUCCUCAUUUAAAUUACUUUUGCUAAAUUCCCUGUUAUGUCAUACAUUUUUGGUGAAAAUUUAUAUCCAGGAUACAUAAAGCUGGACUCUGGCAUUUUUUUACCCAAUAAGUAGCAGAAUGGUUAUUUUUAAUUUUAAUUUUUUUAAAUUAAAUAUUUAAUUUAUUUUUAAUUUUAAUGGUUAUUUUAGACCACACUCUUAAGGAGUUAAUGCUUGAAGAAAUUAUAUGGGGAGGCUUUGGGUAAGGGUAAUAGUAAGGAGAUGUUUGCUCUCUUGUGGUGGUAGGUGACAAAACACUAUUAGUAUGGAGGCAGAAUGUUUUUUUCAUACAUUAAUAUACAAGACACAGAGAAAAUACCUAUUGCAGAUAGGUGAUAGCUUCAGUGGCUCACGUAAGAGAGUAAAAUUACAGACAGCAGCAGGAGAGAUGAGGAACUGCAGCCCUAGCAGAAUGCAAAAGAAUUGCCAAUUCAAAAGUGGCAGUCCUGGAUUUUAUGAGAGAACACUAAAUUACUUCAGGCCUUCAGAUUGGGGUGGUGGUGUGUAUCAUUAGUGCUCUGGGCUAUUUUAGCACUUGGAGCCUUGAAUUUGAGUUUAGUCUGUUAAGAAACUCCAACUACAGUAUCAUGGGAGGAUGACAUUUGUAGCAGGCACCAGAGUUUAUUGUACAACAGACCUGAAGAGAAUGAGACAAGGAAACCUGUGAGAAAGGGAUCGUCUGGAUCUUUACUUUUGCAGUGUCCAGCUAGAGGAAGCAAGGAAGGUCCCUAUGCUGACUUGAGAGAUGGAAAUGAAAAGUGUGGUAGAAUUAGUGGCAGAGAUCAAAGAAUUUGUCAUGUGGCUGUUCCUGAACUGAACGCUGCAUCCUCACUGACUUUAAGCCUUUCUAUAACUGGAUAGAAAGUUUUGACAGAAGACAGAAGUGAGAAGAUGUGGGUGACAUUUUUCAGAGGAAUGAGGAGAAGCUCACAAAUUCACAACUUCUCAAUUAGGAAAAGAUGCUGAAGUCUGUAGACAAGGGAAACCAGUUGAUAUGUUUGACUUUUAUAAUAAAAUUUGGGGGACUUCAUUUAAUGUUACAUUGUAAAAAAUUGCACAUGUUACAGCAUAACAGGAAUUUAAUAGAAGAAUUAGAGUGGAUAAAUAUAAAAAUAUGUAUGUACAUUAAUGUAUAAGAAUAUACAUAUAUCUGUAUAGAUCCUAUCUAUAUGUUUAUUGAUGACAGAAAAUAUUUUGUGUUAAUAAAAUAUAUUUUAGUACAAUA